Molecule: messenger RNA, 606 nt
Organism: Mercenaria mercenaria
Lineage: Eukaryota; Metazoa; Mollusca; Bivalvia; Venerida; Veneridae
Exons: 3
Coding region: 154-606 (150 amino acids)
Source: RefSeq, a predicted model, not a curated record
UUGUCACAGAGGACAUUUUACUAUUAUAGUGAAUAGACUAUGAUGAUAGAAACAAAAAUGCAAUGAUUUUUUGAGAAAGCAGAAAUAAAUUUUAUAAGUAUAUAAAAGAGAUUGUUGAAAGAGGGAAAUUCUUUUUUUUUUUUUUUUCAGAUAAUGCGGCACCUCCACCCGUUUUGUCAGUCAGCAGGGGACAGUGAGUUGUUAGACUCAAGAAAUAGGGUAUGGCGACUGGCAGCUAAGAAGGCAAUGCAUUUCAAGGGUACUGCUUCCUCGUGGGGUGGCCACUUCAAAGAGGCCAUUGUGGUUAGCUGUUUGUCAAGAAGGUGUUACACACUGGUAAGAUCCAUCAUCACAACAAGAAGAACUAUGUUUAUGAAAGUCACUGGUUUUCUGUUUCGUGGGUUUUGUGGUUGCAAAGACGAAGGUCUGAUGUAUGCCCUCUUGAAGAGAUGGGACCAGGGGGAUAUCAGUUCAAAUGAUGUUAAUGAACGCCUUAAGGAAGAAAAGGCUUCAAGUCGGCCAGUAACGGAAGUGGAGACAUUAAAAACAGAAAACGCCCGCUUGGAGGCCAUGGUUUCGCAACUGCAAGCCGAAGUACGUACUUGA